AGGCGGCAACAACUGCAAAAAUCAGAAAUAUGGAAGGAAGCAGCAGCUGGGGUAGUAAGAAGCGAGUUCCGGCAUCAAGAGAAAGUGGAAAUUUGCCUCCUCUUCCUAGUAAGAAGCGACCACAACCACAAGCUUCAAAGGCAGCUGUUGAAAGUGGGAAUAAUAGUGGAAAUGUUAAUGUUCAAGCCGCUGCCACUCAAGAACAAGAACGGCCAGCAGCUACCAACACCACAACAACACCUGAAAUGGAGAAGACCAAUAGGGAGUAUGUGUUAAGGUCACCUGUAUGGCAGCAUUAUGAUUGUUACAAAGAUGCCAAAGGCAAGAAGAAGGCAAAGUGUCAUUACUGUGGAAAGUCACUGGCUGGGGAUCCCUCGGGAAAUGGUACAAGUUCUUUGGGUAGGCAUACUCAAAGGUGCUUAAAGAAACAAAAAGAAAAGGGGAAGCAGUUGAAUCUAGAACUCAAUCCAACUUCUGUUGAAGGGGAAGGAGUUUUGGGGACUUGGAAAUUUGAUCAAGAAUUUAUCAGAGCUGGGUUAGUUGAAAUGAUAAUUCUGGAUGAAAUGCCUUUUAGGAGUGUGGAGAAAGAAGGGUUUAAGCGCUUCAUGGCACGUGCUUGUCCGAUGUUUAAGAUUCCAAGCAGAAGAAGUGUUAGAGAAGAUUGUUUUAGAUUGUUUCUUGAACAGAAGGGCAAGUUGAGAGAUUACUUCAAGAUCAAGUGUGGAGGAAGGGUGUCCAUAACUACCGAUAGUUGGACUUCUUGUCAAAAUUUCAACUAUAUGUGCAUCACUGCACAUUUUGUUGGGAAGGAUUGGAAGUUGUACAAGAAGGUGAUAAGUUUUUGCAAGAUUACAAGUCAUAAGGGGAUUGAUCUAGGUGAUGCAAUAGCCGAUUGUUUGGAGCAUUGGGGUUUGAAAAAUAUUUUCACCGUCACAGUUGACAAUGCAAGUGCAAAUGACACGACACUUCUUCAUUUGAAAGAUCGACUUGAAGAAUGGGGUACUAAUAUAGUUGGUGGAAAGUACCUUCAUAUGCGGUGUAUUGCUCAUAUAGUGAAUUUGAUUGUGAGCGAUGGUUUAGAAGAGAUGGGCAUGUCAAUAAGGAGGGUGAGAGAGGCUGUGAGAUGGGUUAGAUCAUCACCAUCUAGAUUGGCAAAGUUCAAGGAGUGUGUGGAAUUUCACAACAUUGAAUCCAAGAAGAUGUUGAGUCUAGAUGUGCCUACAAGGUGGAAUUCCACCUACUACAUGCUUGAAGCUGCUGUGUUGUUUGAAGAUGCAUUCUCUAGUCUUGAGAGGAAGGAUAAGGAUUACAAGCCUGAGCUCAAGGCAAAGAGAUACAAGAAUCAAGAAAUUGGUGUCCCUCAACAUGAAGAUUGGAAGAAUGCAAAAGUUUUGAUGAAGUAUUUGAAAUUCUUUCAUGAUUUGACUUUGAUUGCAUCCACUACUUCUGUUGUGACUGCUCAUCGAUUCUUGAGAGAGUUUGGAAGGGUAUUAUAUCAUGUUGAGAAAAUGAUGAAUAGCACAGAUGAUGACAUAGUUAGGAUGGGUAUGAAGAUGAAGGCUAAAGUUGACAAAUAUUGGUCGGAGAAGGAUUGUGUCAACUUCAGAUUGAACAGGUUGGUUUACAUGGCUGUGGUGUUUGAUCCGAGGAAUAAGAUGAAUUAUCCGGAACAUAUUUUCAAGAAGAUGUGUGGAGAUGAUAGGGCAAAAGUUUUGGUGAAAGAGUUGAAUGAUGAACUUGAGAAGUUGUUUGAAUAUUAUCAGAGUAAGAUGCCUCCCCCUGCUCCUUCUUCUCCUUCAAAACGUCGAGUACAAGUUGCCACUUCAAGUUCACCGAGGUCAGGUAGUGAUUCUGAUGAAUCUUAUGAUGAUUAUGAUCCUGAUGAUGAUUAUGGAAAACCUCAAGCUGGUCAUACUAAGAGUGAGUUGGAGAAGUAUCUUGUUCACCCUCGAGAAUAUGAUGAUGCCGAAGAAGAGUUUGAUGUGUUGAAGUGGUGGAAGACUAAUGCUAUGAGGUAUCCCAUCUUGAGUGAGAUGGCAAAGGAUCUGUUUGCUAUUCCUAUGUCAACUGUUCCUUCCGAGUCCGUUUUUAGCACAAGUGGGCGUGUUUUAGAUGAAUUUAGGAGCUCUUUGCAUCCUAAGAUUGUGGAAGCUCUCAUAUGCAGUCAAGAUUGGCUUAGAUCAAGUUCUAGUGAGUUUGUGGAGCAUCUUGAUGGUGAAGAUGAUGACUAUGAGGAUCAAGAAGACUUCGUGAAUGGUAAAUAAAUUAUUUUGUAGUUUUUAGUUUUGGCCAUAUAAAUGCUAUUGCUAACAAUUAUAUUUUUUUAUCCAUGUCAUUUAGUUUACAAUGCUAUUAUGGUGGAUGAGGCGGAAAGGUGUAAGCAUGUGAAUGAACACGAAGGUAUAAGUACGAGCAAUGUCGGAGGGAGUGAUGUGUUUGGCUCGAGGAGUGGAACAAAUCAAGGAGGUGGAUCUAAUGCUUCAUUUAUUUCUCUUGAACCUGAUGAGUAGAAAUGGUUUGGUGAAUUUGUUAGAUUGGAGUGAAUUUGGUGUUUGAUGUCUAAACUUUGUUUGUCAACUUGUGAUGCACUUUAUUUUUAUUUUGAAGUUUGAAUUGGACUUUGAGUUUGUAAUAGACAUCAAUGGUGGUUGUGAUUUUGUAUUGGACCAUAUUUGGCUUGAUUUUUGCUACAAACAGGUUGUUUACAUUCCAGGAAAUAGGUAUAUGCUGCUGAAUUUUUUGCAACAUGGUCAAAACGGGUCAAAACAGGUCAAAACCGGAUUGGGACCGGACUGGGUCAAAACCGGACCGGGUCAAAACCGGACUGUACCCAAUCCAAGUUUUGGUCCCCAUAUUUCCAAAAAGACCGGACCGGACCGGAUCAAUUCGGGCCAAUUUAACCGGACCGGACCGUAUUGCCACCCCUAUCCACUUGCAUUACAUCAUUCCUGUAACCAGCUCAAAGUUCAGUUAGUUUAUAAUCUAAACAACAAAAAUUUACUAGAUAUGUGAUGAUGAUAAUAUUAAAGCAUGUCCGGUGUAUAAUAUUUGUAUGCAUUCAUGAUCAUUGUUAACAAUCGUUACUUUUUUUAGUCGUGUAGUUCCUAGGGAUGGCAAAAAUAUCCGUAACCGUGGAUAUCCACCCGAAUCCGGUCUAAUCGGGUAGGGUAAAACCCGAACCCGAAAGACAUUUAGUGGGUACGGGUAAAACCCGAACCCGAAUAUUGUGGGUAAUGGGUGGGCAUGGAUUUCUCACUAUCCAACCCGAACCCGCCCGAUUAUACAAAUGCAUAUGUAUUUUUCUCUAGAUAUAAUCAUUAUUUUUCUCUAACAUAUUUUAUAUUUAGCAUAUAAGUAUAAUAUUUUCAUGAAAUUGUGUUGUUUUAAUUAAUUUUUUCCAUUCUAGUGAAUUAUUGUCGUACUUUUCCUCUUACGUAAUGUGAGAAUUCGUGUGAAUGUUAACAUAUUGGUUGAAGUUAUGAAGAGAAAUGAUUACCCAUGGAUAACCGUGGAUACCCGAAACCCGAACGGGUAUGGACAUGGUUUUGAUUUUCUACCCGUUUCACAUGUGGGUAUGGGUAUGGGUAAAACCCGACCUACUUUGGGUAGGGUAACGGAUAUGCACUAUCCGCCCCCGACCCGACCCAUUGCCAUCCCUAGACUAGUUCCUAGGAUGAUUUCGUGAUCAACAAAUUUGGCUGCCCAUAAAUUGGCGCUUAAAUCCUUGUUGUUACAACAUCUAGAGUUGGCAUUCUUUGGUUUUUAUAGUGGCUUCACUAGUGUGUUGCCUUAGGAUGAUUCAUGUGUUAAAUGUCAAACCGGUUUAAGCUAUUGACCCGGUCAAGUAAGGGAUUUAAAGUUAAUGGUCUGCUCGGGGUCUGGCCGGUUUGAGCCGUUUUAAACAUUUUCUAAAUAUAUAUACAAAUACUUCUUUCGUUCCUCUUCCUCUCUUCUUCUCCCGCUUUAGGGGUCAAACAGAGGGGCUUUUUGGAGGCCGUUUUAAAGCCCAAUUCAGAUUGGACCGGGUCCAGCCGGGGGUUCGAUAAGGGUUUAACAUUUGUCCAAUAUUUAAUCAUCCACCACUAUUUGUAAGAGAAACGAGAAGAGAUAAUUAAGUAAUUAAAUGUGGAAUUAAUAAAAAAAAUAUAAUAGCUCGUUAAUUGCAAUAAUAAUUACCAUGUAGGACAUUGAUCGAUCCAAAACUAUUUGAAGGGAAGUGAUGACCCAACCGAUCGAGGUUGUUCCUAGCCAUAAACGGCGUCGAAGCGAAACUCUCUAGCUCUACCCCAAAAUUUGUGGUCGAUUUCAGUGCUAUCUUCGUUGGGUGCAGCAGCCACCAAGCGAUUAUAAGCAGCUGCGUUUUGAUUCUUCCCUGACUACCACGACGAUGACGACGCAGCUCGUAGUAGUACUACUGCUUGCUUGUCCCACAAGCUACUUCUACCACUACGAGGCGGGCUAAAGCUCAAAGCACCAUUGCAUUGCUGGCGCAGCCGGUAAUCGAAGGAAAACCAACCGUUUGCUUACAGAUGGCGGCUACUGCAGUUUUUGCUGGCCGAAAGGUUUGGGUCGACAUUGUCUUGCUAUAUGUGCUUAUUAGCUAGGGUUUUUUAUGCUCUGAAAGAAUACGGUUUGAGUUCAGCUUUGGAUCUAUAUAUAAUAAGAAGAAAAGAAUGAUGCAUGUUUUCUGCUUGUAAUUAAUGAGCGUAUGACUUAAUAAUGGCCAACAGCCUUACCGGAUUUCCACAUGCUUAAACAUUCACUCCGGUAACAUGCAUGUGUACUGGUGGUGGUGCCAGUGUGGCCGAGGAAGAAGGGAAAAUAUUUGGUGAUAACAUUAAUGUUUAUUUUGUGGUUUGGUAGCCCAAAUGGAAUUGGUGUGCCCGAGUUGGGGUGAAGUGUUUGUCUAUAUAUUUCUAUAUUUUUUAAUAAAACUUAAUCGGCUCAUUAAUUAGUUGAAAUAAAAUUACUCACUGCAAAUAAAAUAUGUUUAUAAGUUUUAUUCAGUGUCUUAAUCAUUAUGGAAGACUUAUGUAACAUGUUUGUUUGAUUGAUACAUAAAAAGUAGGAAAAUUCUUAGCUCCAACCUUGGUUGGACGCAAAAGCUCCAACCAACUAAGGUGUCAGUUUGUUAUUGGUGGAUUCACCUUCCUUUUUUCUUAAUUUUAAUUAUGCUAAGUAAAUCAAGAAUAAAAAUAUUACAAACAU
Molecule: messenger RNA, 5208 nt
Organism: Linum trigynum
Lineage: Eukaryota; Viridiplantae; Streptophyta; Magnoliopsida; Malpighiales; Linaceae
Source: the annotation of a GenBank genome assembly